AUGAAACUCACCACCUCCCUUUUCGCAGUGGUCGGCGCGCUGGCCGUGCUCACACCUCUCUCCGCCGCCACUUCUAUCGACUCCACCACAACCGACAACCUUGCCAUUCGCAGCAAUGACCUUGAGCCACGGGGAACCGAGGGCAAGUGUCUCGAAAGACACCGCAAACACCACCACAAGAAAGGCAAGAAGAGUAAGAAGGCCAAGCAGCUAUCAGAAGAGCUUCCACAACAUCACAAGCAGAAGACUAGCUCGACAGGUCCCAGCGACGACUUUAGCAUCUCAGCUGUUCAAAAAGCUACACAGGAAUCCAUGAAGGCAGAAGAAGCUGCUUUAGCUAGGAAGACAAAGGCGGAGGCUUUGGGGAAGGCAGCCCUCGAGAGGGCCAGACAGGCUUCGGAGAGUUUGAAAAAUUCCAAGCCCAAGACGACAACCGGUGGCUCGAAAGGUGCAGGUGAUUCGAGCCAAACUCCCGUCAUGUCAAAGCCCUCCACUGGCGGCUCUACUGGCUCUUCCGGUUCUACUGGUAGUACAGGAUUCACCGGUUCUACUGGUUCUACCGGCUCUGCGCCCUCCGGCUUCGCCUCAACCAUUCUCAAACUGCACAACGAUUAUCGUGCCAGACACUCCGCCCCCGCUCUCGUAUGGGACUCUACCGUUGCCUCUGCCUCCGCUUCUUGGGCAGCUGGCUGCAAGUGGGCCCACACGCCCAACAACCCUUACGGCCAGAACAUUGCAGCAGGUACAGCCCCGCAGUUUGGCGCAACAGACUCAGCUACAAUGUGGUAUGACGAGAUCAAGCUGUACAACUUCGUAUCGGGUGUGUAUAGCGAUGCGACGGGACACUUUACUCAAAUGGUCUGGAAGUCGAGUACGAAGCUGGGUUGUGCGAUCAAGGAGUGUAGCGCAAGUCAGAUGGGGUUGGGCAGUAGCGGAACGGCAAGGUAUGUCGUGUGUAAUUAUGAUCCUCCUGGAAAUUACUUGGGGAGAUUUUUGCAGAAUGUGCUCCUCAACUAG
Molecule: messenger RNA, 1017 nt
Organism: Ustilago hordei
Lineage: Eukaryota; Fungi; Basidiomycota; Ustilaginomycetes; Ustilaginales; Ustilaginaceae
Product: related to PRY1 - strong similarity to the plant PR-1 class of pathogen related proteins
Exons: 1
Coding region: 1-1017 (338 amino acids)
Cellular component (GO): extracellular region
Source: RefSeq, a predicted model, not a curated record